Cordyceps militaris CM01 is the source of this 306-nucleotide messenger RNA. RefSeq lists its product as uncharacterized. The transcript has 2 exons. Lineage: Eukaryota; Fungi; Ascomycota; Sordariomycetes; Hypocreales; Cordycipitaceae. The record is from RefSeq and is a predicted model, not a curated record. Bases 1 to 306 code for a protein of 101 amino acids.
AUGCCGACACUCUCAUCAAAGGCGAUGUAUCACCACCAACUGAAGCCCUAUCGUCCCAAAAACAAGUCAUCCGAAUUCUCCGCUCCGCGUACAAGCUUGCGGGUCCCCGUUGCAACCACCUUUGGAUUUCCUCCGGUACCCGAAGCGGAUUUUGGACACGCUGCUACCGACUGGGCGGCCAUGGAACGUCGGUGGUUGGCGCCCCGACCUUCCUAUCAAUCUCCGCUGUUUGGCAACGGACUUCUUGAAACAGUGACACGACUCCGAGCCUUCCGACAUGGUGGGCAUAAAAAGUCUUUAAGCUAG